Messenger RNA from Brienomyrus brachyistius, 6011 nucleotides. It is a transcript of the gene thada, whose product is annotated as THADA armadillo repeat containing. Gene Ontology annotation, biological process: tRNA methylation. NCBI's taxonomy places the organism in Eukaryota, Metazoa, Chordata, Actinopteri, Osteoglossiformes, Mormyridae. Bases 66 to 5825 code for a protein of 1919 amino acids. The record is from RefSeq and is a predicted model, not a curated record. Gene Ontology annotation, cellular component: cytosol. The transcript is spliced from 38 exons.
UCCGGUGCGCACUUGCUUCGAUUGAAAUUGUCUUAAAUUAGUACACCGAUUAUUUUGGCCCAACCAUGGUAGUGAGGAAGAAGGUUUCGAAGGUGGAAGCCGUUUCCUUGGAUUAUGCUAACCUGGAAGUCCUAAAGGAAUCUCUUUCCGUGGAUGGAGAAGGUGAAGCUUGUCUACUUGCUCAGACCCUGCGGGACUCCCUCUGCCAGACUGACCCAGUCCAGCAAAUACAACUGAUUAAAAAGGCUGGGACCCUGCUGGAGCAGCUGAGAGAGGACUCCCCUCCCCCAGGCGCCCUGCUCCAUGCCUGUCUGGAGACACUCUCCGUCAUGUACACCUCCCUACAGAAUAGGAACCCCCUGAAGAGAGCGGUCGCUAGUGCACUGAACUCAGUGCCAGUUUGGCUCCAGGAAGGGUCUGUUGAUAGCCUGUCCGCGUGUCUGUCAGGCAGUCUGUCCACCCUGGGCCCAGAUCAUUACCCCCACCUCACCGACUGCAUCGCCUCCUGCUUGGACGGCUUCCCCAUUGGUGAGCGCUGUAUUCACAGACUUCUAACAGAGGUGCUGCAGUUUCUUCAAAGGGCAUUGGUGGAAUACCUCCAGAUAAACAGUGGCCUGACUGGUCAGCAUGUCGCUCAGGCCCAGCUCAUGCAGUCUGCCCUGGCUGCGGUCAAGGCCUCCAUGUUGGUGGUACAAAGGUCACAGGAGUUCAUUGGCAUUGCUGUGCAGGAAGCCCAGGCACAGCGCCCCCUCCUGGACGCCCUGUGUGGGCUGCUGCAUUGCCAUUCGCGAAUCCUCACUGAUGAGGAAUUUGUGCAGGCGGCCCAGAGCACGGCAGGAAUGGCGGUUGUCCUGCUGACCCGGAGCAUGCUGGGAAAUUGCGAGCAGGUGGCCGAAGUGUUAGCAGAUUUGUUGCUGAGCCCAGAAGAAGGUGAGGCUGCCCCCGUGUGGCUGAAGGAAAGCUGUGCAGGACUGUACCAGACGGGCCGCCCACCAGCGGUGUCUCUCUACCUGUGUCACGGAGCGCUGGCCAUGCUGACCUGGCAGGGGGGGCUGUUGGGACCCCAGAUGGAAAGGCUCCUGCUGCUGCUCCCCCCAACGCUACUGGCUCUGGACACCAGUGUGAAGGAGUCCAGCACGGCGAUGGUAGUGGCCCGUGUGUUGGCAUUAUGGAGCGGCGCUGCACUGGACAGCCUGCAGGGGGAGCCGUGUUCCCCUGUCCUACAGGAAGCCUUACAAGGGGAAGCGGAUCUCCCCGGCCGCCUGCGGGACCACGUUUACUCCCACUGGGAGCACCCGCUGGAUGGUGUGCGGCACCAGACCCGGACUCUCUUCCGGAAUCUGCUCCGGAUGCACCAGCUCUGCACGGGUGCUGCCAACCUGACCUCUGACCCCUUCGUGGUGCAGCUGACCCAGAGCCUGCUGGGAUUGGAAUGGCACAGCCGGGGGAAGUACGGCUCGCUAGGCUGCCUGGUGGAGUACCUGGGGGCUGGGCACCUCCUGGCCCUUGAGCCCACGCUGCCUGCUCUCCUGCUCUCCCUAAUGGGUGACCAGACCUUGGCGCCCUAUGCCAGCGACCUCCUAGAGAAGCUGUUCAUCAACCACCGGGCAGAGCUCAGCUCGCGGGGGGGGGCGGGGCCGGCCUGGAUGGACUGCUGGCACCGCACCUGGGUGGAGCCCCUACUGGAGAUUUUGUGCCAAGCCAGGCUAGAUCAGACUACCUACAUCCUUGACUACUUCCUGCCCAGGCUUCUGCGAUGCAGUCCAGCCAGCCUGAGUCACAUGGUGCAGGCGCUGCUGGACACUUCUGUCUGCGCGAAAGGUUCCUUUGGCAGCCGGGGGGCACUGGGGGCUUUGAUGACCUGCUUGCGGGCUGCGAGGGCCCAGGGGGUACUCCGGCCCACAGAGGAGAGGCUCUGGGAAGGGAUGGUGCCCCUGCCCCUGCUCCGCCUAGCGGUGGUACACAAACAUGACCAGGUCCGGAUGGAUGCCCUGGGCUUGGUUUGCGAGAGUCACCGCAGCACAGAGACUCUCUCUGCCCCCGAGAUGGACCUUGUCCGCCACUUCCUGCCCCACAACCUCAACAGCCAAUCCCCCGGCGUCAGGCAGCAGACAGUCGGCCUGUUCAAGAAGCUCCUGUGCAGAAUGAAGGACAGUGCCCAGCUGGUGCAGAAGAGGACAGCGCAGAGUCAGGAGGAUGGUGACACGCUGGGUGCUUACCAGGCUUUCCUGCGCUGGCUGUGUGAAACCCUCUUCCAGGCUCUCCACAUCGGGGCUUCCUUCUCCUCCGCCCUGAUGGCCCUUCAGCUCCUGGGCUUGGUGGCAGAGUUCUUCACCUUCUCUACAGAGUCUGGUGGGUUCGCCCUGGGUCGCUCUGUGAGCCACGCCCACGCUCAGGCCGUCCUCCGCUGCCUCGCCAGCAACUUCCUGGAGGUGAAGCAGCUGUCCUCGGCGCUGCUGCGGAAGCUGCCCGCCUCAGCAGUGGGCCUGACGGAGCCACACAGAAUGCGCAUGCUCCUUCGGGUCGCCCUGGACCUCAGCACCAGCACCAAACCCUUCGACAGCGUCACUGCUGCUCAUUUGAUCAACCACAUGGUUCAUCUUGAGGGCAUGCAGGAGGCCCUGGCGCACUGCGCCCAGGAGCAGGGCCUCUCCACCCCGCCGCCUUCUGCUGAUGGGCCCCAGGCUUCAGCGGCCUCCAUUCUGGAGAGGAACACCCUCGCAGUGGUGUGGGUCUUGCUGCGGUGCUUGCAGGCGGAGGUGAUCCAGGCGGAGUCGUCCCUGCUGCAGGCAGCUGCCUCCCGCCCGCUGUACGGACGGGUGCACUGCAUCACCGCCUCCCUGCAGCAACUGGGCACAGGGUCUCUGGUCCUGAUCGCCCAAUGGAGCAGUUUGGUGGUGGAGCUUAUCGCCACAUCCUACCGAAUGUCCGAUGUGGUGUCGCCCGUGGUUCAGAGCUCCUCCCCCGAAGGUCUCAUCCCCAUGGACACAGAUUCUGAAACUACGGCCGGCUUGCAGCGGAUCUUGGAGGAGAUCCAGCCACGAGACUCCAACCUCUUCUUUGCUGGAGCCCGGGAGCUGGACCCACAGAGUGGCACCGGCACCAAGACACCUGCCACUCCAGUGCCCGAGAUGGAUGGCACAGGUGGUGAUGGUGAGGCGUACAGGGUCACUGCCCAGAUGGUGCUGGUGUGCUGCUGGCGCAGUAUGAAGGAGGUGUCCAUGCUGCUGGGGCAGGUGUGCCAGACCAUGCCCCUACAGAGCUCAGAUCCUGGCGUUGACAGCGUCAUUACGGAGGAUCAGGUGGAGGGGGUGGGCCGUUACUUCCGGGGGCAGCUGCUGCAGUCACGACAUCGCGGGGCCUUUGAGCUGGCGUAUGUGGGCUUUGUGCGGCUCACCGACGUGCUGUGCAGGAGAGGCAGCCAGAUCCUGCAGCAGCUGCCUGCCCGCUGGCUGAGGGAGGUCCUAGAGGAGGUGAAGUGCAGUGACCCCUCGUCGAAACUGUGUGCCACGCGGCGCAGUGCCGGAAUUCCAUUCUACAUACAGGCUCUCCUAUCAUCAGAGCCCAAGUCCUCUAGCUGCAGUCUCCUGAAGACCACGAUGAGGGAACUGACGGCCCUGGCCAUGCCCCCCCGUGCCGCUGCCCCCCACGGCAGCCCGGUCCCGCAGGUCCACGCCCUGAACAUCCUGCGGGCUCUGUACCGGGACACACGCCUGGGAGAGAACGUCAUGCCCUUCGUCGCCGAUGGUGUGCAGGCCGCCGUGCUGGGGUUCACCUCGCCGGUCUGGGCGGUACGCAACUCGUCCACCCUGCUCUUCAGCACCCUGAUCACCAGGAUCUUCGGUGUGAAGAGGGGCAAAGACGAGCAUUCUAAGAAAAACAGGAUGACGGGCCGGGAGUUUUUCACACGCUUUCCGGCUCUGUACCCCUUCCUCCUGGGCCAGCUGGAGGAGGCUGCCAUGUCUGUGGAGAGUGACUCCGGAAAAGUCAAAUUGCACCCCAGUCUCUACCUCCUGUUGCUUGUUCUGGGUCGCCUCUACCCCUCCCCCAUGGACGGGUCCUGCUCCCCUCUGGGAUUAGCCACCUUCCUGCCCUUCAUCAUCAAGUGCAGUCGCUCGGCUGUUUAUCGGACGCGCCAGAUGGCGGCCAGGGCCCUAGUGCCUUUUGUCUCGGUGACCCAGAUCCCCUCCACCAUUGGUGCUCUGCUGGAGGACCUCCCUGUGGGGCCUGGGCCCCAAGUGCAGCAGAACCACAUCCAUGGCACCUUGUUGCAGGUCCUUCACCUGUUGAGCUCCUAUCAUGCGGAGGCACAUAGGAGCCAUUCAGAGGCCGGAUGGGGGGGUGACAGUGUUGUCAUCGCCCUCCAACCACGACUGUGGCUGGCCACCAGGACAAACCCUUGUCUGGUUACUCGAGCCUCUCUGCUGGACCUUCUGGGGAGCCUUUGUGCCUGGGAGAGGAGCCCCGCUGACGCUCCUGUGCUGUCCCAGCUCUGCGAGGAGGCGCUCUCCAUCCUGAUGGAGUCUGAGCUCGUCUCCGGCGACGCCCCCUGCCUGCCUUCGGGCCCGGGGGCGGUGCAGUACCUGCUGAGCUUGACACGGCUGGCGGUCAGCGCGGCCUUGGAGAGGCCAGAACUCUGGGGGGUGGGUGAGCGAGGCCCCCAGCUCCUGAGGCGUCUGCUGCAGUGCCCGCAUCAUGAAGUGAGACUGCUGGUGCUGGAGCAGGUCUUGAAGGAGCUGGAGGGCCAGGCGGAGGGAUCCUCUGAAAGACGCCCGGUCUCCACCUUCCUCGAACAGAGUGCCUGCACCCUCACCAGCAUGGCCCUGCAGGAGAAGCACCCCCAGUGUCUGGAAAAGGUGUUGCAGGUGCUGUCCAAGGUGACCCUGACUACUUCUGUUCUGCCGUGGAGGGAUGGCACGUCCGCUCUGACCCACGCCGAGGCUCUGGACCGGCUCCUGGCGCUGGCUGAGGGCUCCGUACACAGCGUCAGUCUCCACUGCGCCGCCCUUGCCCUGACCUCCCAGCUGCUCCUCUGCCUGGCUGAAGGUGGCUUCCAGGCAAGUUCAGACGUGGUGCAGAUAGUGGCUCGCUGGGGGGCCCUAAUGAGCCGCUGCUGUGGUGAGGACCAGCCCAUGGAGGUGAAGCUGGCGGCCGCGGACAUUCUCGUAAACUCCACGCCUGGCAUCCUAGCCAGCGCCGGCCUGCCGCUGGGUCUGAGCAUCACGGUGGCCUUGUGGCGGAGUCUCUUCACCCUGCUGCAGGACGAGGACCGGGCGGUGCGGGACAGGGCGUCCGACUUUGCCACGGCAAUCCCGCGGCACCUCCUAGAUCCGGAAGAGGGCGUCCCUGAUGCUCUGUGCCCACCCGUGGCCCUGGAACUGGGGCUGAAACUUCUUUGUAGGCUGUUUGCGGAGUGGGGGCAGGUGCCAGCGGGGGUCCUCAUCCUCACUGAUUGGCUGCUUGGAGAGGGCGAGCCGGAAGUCAGCCCCGUGAAGACGCCCGGCCUGGACGAAGAAUUCCUGUUUGAGAAGGGGGAGCUGAACCUGUGGGCGGAGCCUCUGAAGUGGGCGUGGCUGCUGCACCGACACCUCUGCCCUCUGCUGCGUGUGGCCGCCAUGGCUGGGGUUGAGCAAGAGCAGCUGGAGGAGCUCCUCGCUCGGGCCGGGGCCUGGUCUGAGGCUUCAGGACGGAUGCUUCAGGCCUUGCCGGCACUGCCCCAGUUCUCCUGCACUGCCGACCACGAGCGGCUCACCGUGACGAACCAGAGGGCCUGUUUUGCUCUGGAGGUGCUUGGAUUACUGCAGCCUGAGCGAAAUGCAUCUUAACAUUUUAUAUUUUUAUCUUUUAAUCCUGUCUCAAAGCUUUACGAACCUAAACCCUGAAUUGUUAUUUUUUUUAGAGACAUUUUUAUACAAUUAUUUUAAUUGAAUUGGAGUAGUUUUAAUCGUUUUCUUUGUAAAUAGAUACCAGGCAGAAAAAAAAAGUUGAGGAAUAAAAAUCUGACUAUCAGU